Molecule: messenger RNA, 1322 nt
Organism: Selaginella moellendorffii
Lineage: Eukaryota; Viridiplantae; Streptophyta; Lycopodiopsida; Selaginellales; Selaginellaceae
Product: two-component response regulator ORR5
Exons: 5
Coding region: 421-1083 (220 amino acids)
Biological process (GO): cytokinin-activated signaling pathway; phosphorelay signal transduction system
Source: RefSeq, a predicted model, not a curated record
AGGUAAAGUGGUGGUUUGACUGGGCCAUAAAAAAGAGGGGAAAUGAGAAAAUAGAGGGCCGCGAGUCGCGAGGUUUUAGCAUAGCUUUGUUUCACCCGCAGGAUCUGAUGAUCUGAUCUCCUCGUCCGGAAUUUGUUUGAUCCGUGUCACCAUUGAUCAUUUCUUCUUCUUCUUCUUCUUCUCUCUCUCUCCCCUGCGAGGAAAGAGAGGUUUUUUAGCUAGGUAGCGAGUUCUUCUCGGAACGAAGGAAUAGCGAGCUUAGCGACUUACAGGCGCGGUGGUUUCCUCACUUUCGCUUUCUCGAGGAAGAGGAAGAGCGAGCGAGCGAGCGCGAGAGCGUUUUGGUCUCCUUCUUCUUCUUCGUGGUGGUGGUGUUCAUAACUUCGUGAAUCGUAUCGAUCGAUCGAGCGAAGCGAGCAAAUGGGGAGGCGGGUGAAGCGGUCCAAUGGAGCUGCCAGCAGCACCGCGCAAGAUCUGGGUAGCGAGAGCAGCAGCGGCAUCGUCAGUAGCAAGGAAGGGGGAGGCCAAGUUUUGAGCCUACCUUCGACUUCCUCUUCCUCUUCUUCGCAGAUUCAUGUCCUGGCCGUGGACGAUAGCCUUGUGGAUCGGACCGUCAUCGAGAGGCUGCUCAAGACGUCCUCUUCGUCGUUCAAAGUCACGGCCGUGGACAGCGCAUUGCGAGCGCUGGAAAUUCUGGGCAUUGUCGACGGACAGGCUUCUCCAGCAGCAGCUCCUUCCGAGGGCAUUCAAAUCAGCAUGAUCAUCACGGAUUACUGUAUGCCUCACAUGACAGGCUAUGAUCUUCUGAAGAGAGUAAAGGGUGUUUCUUCACUCAAGGAGAUCCCGGUUGUGAUCAUGUCGUCUGAAAACGUAGAACAAAGGAUAAACAGUUGUUACGAAGAAGGUGCCGAGGACUUCAUCAUAAAGCCCGUGAAGCUGGCCGAUGUCAAGCGCCUCGUUAGCGGUCACCUGGGGGGAAAGAGCAGCGAGGUUGAAACGUUAGCUGCGAAUACCAGGAAGAGAAAGCGCGUCUUGGAGGACAAUUCUCCUCCGAGACUCCAUCAGAGAGUAGCAGUCCAAUGAGCAGCGCGCGAGAUCUGGUAAAGUCUUCACAAGUUGGGACGACACAUUCUUCUCGUUCCUGCAAGGCUUUCAGUAUCGGUUGCGGCAGCCAGGAUUUUUGCCUCGGCUUUUUCCUCCUUUUUCCAAAGGAGCUGAUUUUAGCAGCAAAAGCUUACCGGCACGAAUUUGUAUAGAACAGGGAACACUCUUUUUGUAGUGCUUUUAUUACGAAGCAAUUCACUUCAAGAUGUUAUCUGGCA